Molecule: messenger RNA, 1536 nt
Organism: Annulohypoxylon truncatum
Lineage: Eukaryota; Fungi; Ascomycota; Sordariomycetes; Xylariales; Hypoxylaceae
Exons: 1
Coding region: 432-1391 (319 amino acids)
Source: RefSeq, a predicted model, not a curated record
UCUUGCUUCAAGGUAAUGCUCAGGGAUGCCUACAUAGAUAAGUACUAAGUACACAUGAAUGGAGGUACCAAGAUACCUACUCAGAGAACUUAGUCAUCACAUGCCAGUUGGAACUCAAAUUAAGGUUAGUUCAAUUCUGAGCAUACAUGUGCAUCAUAGUAGCUUUCUCGCCGUUUUCAGAGCCGAACUUUACCGAUCUCUUCAUCACCUAGGUAGGCAAUUCGGUAGCAUGAGGCUUCCAGCGGAUAAAACAUGUAAUUACAACACUGGAAACGAUUCCUUCUCGGGUCCUUAAAGCCUUCUUACGCAUGGAUACCUGGUUCAUGCCAUCGAAACUCGACUAUCUUUUUAUUUGCGUUCUUGAAAUUCUCUUGUCAAAGUUCGAUAUCAUGAUGAACCUCGAGUCGCGUACAUGAGCCGAUGUGAUUACAAUGGUCCAAGACAAUAGGGAACAAGGAAUGCCGGAUAGUAAGGGUAAGGGCAUCGCGACUCACCAGAGUAAUUUGUCGCCUUCGUCCACCAGUCAGGAUGGUUGUUCGGGUUCCGCGCAAGUUGGCGCGCACAAAAGUUCAAUUAUGUCGCGGCUAAGCGCAUCUGCGAGCAAACUAGCCGAGGAUAUGAUCAUCCGGUACCCUAACGGUGCCCAGGUAGCCGACGUCUUGCCCUCAGGUAAAGCUGAAUCGUCUGGAACUGUUGAGGCCGGAAGAAUGCAGGAGGCGCUAUCUUACAAGAGCCGCACUGAUCCAGCAACAUCCGGUGGCAUGUUCAAGUCCACACGGUCACAGGAACAGCUCACCUCGGAUGAGUCAAAUUUCUCUUCAUUCUUAGACGGAACAACUAUGCCAGAGAUGAUGGAAGCCGGUAAUAUCGAAAAACAUACCCGUGAGCAAGGCUACGGCCCCGUGUCAAAGCAGAUUCCUCAAAAUCCGGCCAUCCUGUCGACGGAUGGCAUAGACGUGGUCAACCUUCUCGACUCGGGAUACGACGAGGUUGAUGAAGCAGUCACACCAUUACCAGACGAUGAAAAAAUAGCAUUGCGGUACCAUCUUUUCGACGAUAGUGGCAAUUCGAGGCGUUUUCCUUCCCAGAGAGGACGCUGGGAAGAUACUUUGAAUUUCUUCCCGGACUUCAAAGCGGAUAGUAACAGCUCACAGGAACUUGCCGACUUGCUUGGUACUCCCGAUCCAGGAGAAGCCAGGCAUGUCUGGAUUAGCCAAUGGCAAUGCGUUCUUUCGAGUUAUACGGAUGAAGUUUGGGGAGAUCUCAGUCCUUUGGUAAACGUGGCUCGAGAAGAACUUGAUAGUCUUUCGGGGCCCUUCGAAGAUUUACCUUCGAAACCGAAAGCACUGCGUAGGCUUCAGCAGAUUCUAAAGCAUGUUCGUGGCAUGUGAAGUGGGAAAAGGGAAACGGAAAAAUGUACAUGACCAAGAAUCAAGAAGGAUGAUAGGAAGGGAAGUGUAUAAGAUCCCAUAGUUUUUUAGGUAUCUAACCUGCGUCGCCAUAUCCACGUGUAAUUAUAUGCUGCUUUUAUAUAUG